AUGAGAUCCAUCGCAAGUGUCUUUCGUUCGUUUCCUAUGAAGAAUUUUAAAUCUCCACUUGUUCUUUUCGUUUUCGCGGUUGUUUUUUCUGGAGUUUUGGUGUCAAUACACUACACUACGAGUCUAUUCUAUCAGAAUGGCCGGAGAAAUCUUGCUCGACAUCAAAACACAAAUUUAAAUGUAAAUCCAAAUUGUAAUUGUAAAUCGGAAAAAUCAGGAAGAGUCUAUGAUUUCUGUUAUACGGAUCCACAAAAUUAUUCUUCGGUCGGGAUGAAAUUUGAUUGUGUUCAUGUUGACACUCUGGAAAGAUUAGGAAUUCUGAACUAUCGCGAACCCCUUCCAACUGUCUCUGAACUGAUCAAAAACGAAGAAGAAACAGUUUUCGUCUCGACAUCAUCCGACGAUCACUAUCAGCACAGUUCGAAGUCUUAUGAAAGCGUCCGGAAGUACUAUCCCAAUCACAAAUAUAUUCUAUACGGUCUUCAUAUGUCACCUGAUUACAUCAAACUACUCCCUAAAGAUACUAAUUUCGAAUUCCGACAAUUCAAUACUGCUCAAUAUCCGGAAUACGUCAGUCAAUGGCUACAAUAUCGUUUCAAACCACUCAUUAUGGCUGAAGUUUCGAAAGAAUUUCCGAAUGUUUGGUGGAUAGAUGCACAUAGAAUCAUGAAGCAGCCAAAUGUUAUCAAGAGAUUUUCUGAGGAAGUGGCGACUAACCGAUCUUCAGACAACUUUUCUUCUAUCACAUCGUUUGGUGAUACUGGUCAUAGUAAUUUUGCGACAUUAUUUCCAGGUGAGGGUAAUUCCUUAUGA
Messenger RNA from Caenorhabditis remanei, 813 nucleotides. RefSeq lists its product as uncharacterized. The coding region runs from base 1 to 813 and encodes 270 amino acids. The record is from RefSeq and is a predicted model, not a curated record. The transcript has 4 exons. Lineage: Eukaryota; Metazoa; Nematoda; Chromadorea; Rhabditida; Rhabditidae.